GAACAGCCUACUCAUCCAUGUCUGUGAAACGACGAGACACCUCCCCUCGCAGUUCAACGCCAGCCCCCACAAUCCGUCUGUGCAGGAGGACUUUCUGUAUGUGAGGUUCUGCACGUAGCGUUCACGCGUUCAGGAAUCCAGCCCUUCUUACCGCUAGAUGGCCGACGAGGCAGAGACGUGCCAGAUAGGUUCGAGUUCCCUCAGUGUUCACCUCAACUGAUCCAGUCAGCGGACCGACGCGCAACGGGGACACACUUCUGACGCAGGAUGCUCGCGUUCAGGAUGGAGCUGCCGUGUUUAUGUUUACUGUUGCUGAGCUGUCUGCAGUCGCUGUCAGCCAGCCAUGACUUCUACACCUCCAUCGGCCAGAUGACAGAUCUGUUGUACACCGAAAAAGACCUCGUCACCUCUCUGAAGGACUACAUCAAAGCAGAGGAGAACAAGCUUGAGAAGAUCAAACGGUGGGCUGAUAAGUUGGACUUGUUGUCAGCCACAGCCGUACUGGACCCCGAGGGCUACCUGGGGCACCCGGUCAAUGCCUUCAAACUGAUGAAGAGGCUGAACACUGAGUGGGGCGAACUGGAGAGCCUGGUGCUCAGUGACACCACUGAUGGAUUUAUUUCCAACCUGACGAUCCAGAGACAGAACUUCCCCACGGAUGAGGACCAGACCGGGGCGGCGAAAGCUCUCCUCCGGUUACAAGACACCUACAGACUGGACGCCAACACUAUCUCUAUAGGAGACCUGCCUGGAGCGAAACACAAGAGCCUCAUGACAGUGGAGGACUGUUAUGAGCUGGGGAAGAUCGCCUACUCUGAUGUCGACUACUACCACACAGAGCUGUGGAUGGUACAGGCCCUGAAACAGCUCGACCGAGGAGAGGAGUCAACGAUGGAUAGGGUGACGCUGCUCGACUACCUCAGCUACUCCAUCUACCAGCAGGGGGACAUAGAGCGAGCCCUGGAGUUCACCAAGCAGCUGCUGGAACUGGACCCAGAGCAUCUGCGCGCCAAGGGCAACCUGAAGUACUUUGAGUUCCAGUUGGAGAAGCAGAAAAAGGCUGAUGAGGAGGACGUCACUAAAAAAGACAAGGAUGGAGGGAAAAGAGAAACGACUGUGAAGAAGAAGUCCAAAAAGAAGGUCGCAACUCCACAGGUCCCGGAGAGGAAGAAGUACGAGAUGCUUUGUCGUGGGGAGGGCAUUCGAAUGACCCCCCGCAGGCUGAGCCGGCUCUUCUGUCGUUACUUUGACAACCAUCACAACCCCAUGUAUGUGCUGGCACCUGUCAAGCAGCAAGAUGAGUGGGACCACCCCUACAUCGUCCGCUUCCUUGACAUCAUCUCCGACAAAGAAAUGGAGAGGGUCAAGCAACUGGCCAAGCCACGACUACGCAGGGCCACUAUCUCAAACCCCAUCACAGGAGUGCUGGAGACAGCGCCAUACCGGAUCAGCAAAAGUGCGUGGCUCACAGGCUAUGAAGAUCCAAUGAUUGACACGAUCAACCAGAGAAUUGAGGACCUCACAGGGCUGGAAAUGGACACUGCAGAAGAGCUGCAGGUCGCAAAUUAUGGCGUCGGAGGUCAAUAUGAGCCUCACUUUGACUUUGGAAGGAAAGAUGAGCCGGAUGCCUUUAAAGAGUUGGGCACCGGGAACCGCAUCGCGACGUGGCUCUUCUAUAUGAGUGAUGUAGCAGCAGGUGGCGCCACAGUAUUUCCAGAUGUCGGUGCAGCAAUUUAUCCCCAAAAGGGCAGCGCGGUGUUCUGGUACAAUCUGUUUCCCAGCGGGGAGGGAGACUACAGCACCCGGCAUGCUGCGUGUCCAGUGUUGGUCGGCAACAAGUGGGUAUCAAACAAAUGGAUCCAUGAACGAGGCCAGGAGUGGCGGCGGCCUUGUGCCUUGAAUGAAACUGACUGAUGGCAAAAAGAAAACCUCCUCUUCACCUCCUCGGCCCUCUAUCUCUCUCUCUCUCUUUCCUUCCUCCUUGUGAACCACCCAGGAACAAAGAACACUGCAGCAGAUCAGACACCAAACACGGGGUCCAACCGGCUCACUCCAUCUCCACAAGCACUCCCCCUUUUCUCCCCAGCCGUUCCGCUCUGAGCCCAGGGGUGGUUUUGGGUUCACGUCGAGCCGCUGGGCAGUUUUAGCAUCACGAUGACAGAUGACGUAUGUUCUUGUGAUUGCUGGAUGGUUUGGAGGAACUCCAAUGUGUCCGUCUUUGCACUCUGUUUGAACUCCUCUCUCUGAGGUUAUCCUUCAGCGGUGACUUGAGGGACCAGCUUCCUCCCCGUCAGUUUGAACCUCAAAGGAACAACUCACCUUCAUUAGCCCGACACAGAGCCAUCGGGCCCGUGCUGGUCUCGUUUUUUACAUUUUAAACUAUAGAAAUUCAUCGGGGUUGCACACUAUUUCUUUGUAAAAUGAUUGUCCACUUUAAAACCAGUUUAAUAUGUUUUUUAAUAAUGGCUUGUUCUCCAGAGGUAUUGAAUUAACGUGCAGCCGGUUCACUACAUGUCCUUUAAUUUCCUUCAUUCACAGGUUGUCGCAAAGUCUGCCUCCAAUAACUUUGUUUAAAAUGUAAAAAACAAAGUAAGUGCUUGGUGAAAGGAAUGAAAAGACAAACAAAAAAAACUGACAACAAUUGAGUGUAGUGUUUUGUUUUAUUUGAAAUAAUUUGUUAAGUCAGUUGUGUAGCUAAUCAGAACUGGUUAACAUCGCGUGGCGACAGCGGCGCGGUAUAUUUCCACAUGUCACAUAACGUGUUGGUCUGCCUCAAAGACGAGCGUUCUUAUAUUUUUAAGUCAUUUGAACGGUCACACAAUGAUAUAUUUUUAGAUGUGUUGUACUUGAACAUAGGGUGAUUACAAAUGCAUGGGCUCACUUAACACCUGGACACUGACAGUUACGUACCCCCCCCCCGAUAUAGAAUUCAGUAUGGUCUCAUCCUGAUUGUACCAGCGUUGUGUGACGACCCAAACGGCCACCAGAUGACGGCUGCCGCUGAAAUAGUAAGGAACCAUAGGAGUGGACAUUAGGAAAAAGGGAGAGUGGACUGGACACGCCCCAAUGCGCCAUGACAGGUUCAAAUACCCAGUUGUUUUAGAGUGACUGAUUCUGACAGGUUUCUAAUGGUGUCCAGUGCUUUUCAGUGAGGAAUAUAUGAAAUAUUUUAUUUAUAUGCCCCAAGACAAUUUUGUGUUAUUUUCUUGUCUUGAAUGAAAGUCUGAAAUUGUUUGUGUUUUUCUACAAUAAAGGCUGUUUUAUUGAUCUCAA
Molecule: messenger RNA, 3273 nt
Organism: Pseudoliparis swirei
Lineage: Eukaryota; Metazoa; Chordata; Actinopteri; Perciformes; Liparidae
Gene: p4ha1b
Product: prolyl 4-hydroxylase, alpha polypeptide I b
Exons: 15
Coding region: 268-1914 (548 amino acids)
Biological process (GO): peptidyl-proline hydroxylation to 4-hydroxy-L-proline
Cellular component (GO): endoplasmic reticulum
Molecular function (GO): L-ascorbic acid binding; iron ion binding; protein binding
Source: RefSeq, a predicted model, not a curated record